AUCUCCAGAAGGGGCAAAAGGGGGCAGAAACCGCGGUACGCGCAAUGGAGACAAGCUGAAUGUCUGUGCAAUCCCUUGUUCAAGAUCAAUUGGCAUUUACAUGUAUGGGCAAUCACUAAUUUUAGGGAAGUCUUUCUCUUAGAGAGAUGAUCAAAAAACAUCUACAAGACUGAAGGAUUGGAGCAUUGCAGCAUGGCACGUAAAUUUACCAUAUUUUUACUCUGUGCAACAUAUUUACUCAGUGGAGCUGAGAGCGUAGCUGAGAUGUGCCGGGGGACGCGGUGCUUCUCUGGCCAGGACUGGAGCAGACCGUGCGUCGGAGCGCACUGCCAGGGGCGCACAGAGCCAGCUGCGUCCCGACGACAGUUUCAUCACUCUGCACAAUCAAGACAAGGGCAAGUCUACCCGAGUUACCAACAGGAUGCUCAUUUCACUCAUCACCAAGCCCAGAGCGCGCCGUUAGCACCGUACACCAACUUCCAACCUCAACAGGAGGCUUUGCGCAACCAGCGGCAACGGAUGGCACCAGAAGGACGAACCCGAGAACCAUCACGGCGGAGGUGUUCCAUCCUGGCUGCGCCGGUGGGACCUGUCCGACCACUGUCUCUCAACGCACGACUAGUGAUGACAGUGGAACACGGGAGUGUAAAGGGAUUGGAUGUAAACUUCCCCUCCGGAUGCGCCAAAAGCCCAAGCCUUGCGUCGGAGACGGCUGCGGUCCGCAUGGAGGAGACGAUGGGAGAGGACACUCGCCGGUUCAUGUGACAGACAGAGCAGCGCAAUUUCUGGAUGAGCUUCCAGACUUUGGGUCGGAACGUGGUGCAUGGAUACAGCUGACAUGUGACAUGAAACCAGGGACCAAUGAGCUUCCAUCAGAGACGCUCUGGUGCUGCAGCUGCAGCUGUCUAAGAGCCAGGAGAAGCUGGUUGAGGCCCUCAGGGGCCAGCAGGAUGAGGUCAGGGUGCUGCAGAGGCUUCUCAGUGAGCAACAGGGGACGCUGGUCAACCAGCAGAGAGAAAUACUGGAGCAGCAGAGGAGAAUGCAUGACCAGAUGGAGCAAGUUAAAGUCCAGUAUAACAUAAUGAUGGACAGCAUCAAACACACAUCUUUCCAAAACCUCCAGGGAGAGCUGGACAGUCACAUGGAAACCAUGAGUGGGCAGGUUAGAGCCCACCAAGCACAGCAGGCUCUCUCUCUGCACAAGGUGGACAUGGAGGCCAGCGUGAUGGAGGUGGGUCGCUCCGUGUUGGCCUGUGGGAACUGCGGUUCUGAUGAAUACUGUGGCUUCAGCAGUGGUUCUCCUCGCUGUGAGAAAUGUACCAUCUGUCCUGCUGGCUUCUUCCUGGUUGCACAGUGUUCAGUCCAUGCAGACAGAAUCUGCCAGGACAGAGAUGAAUGCCUUGAGAUAGCUGAUCUGUGUGGGGAUCGACAGAAGUGUCUCAAUACUCCAGGUGGAUUCAGGUGCCAGGGCAUGACAGAGCGAGAAGCCAGCUCAGGAAUGUGCGGCCACGCCUACUUCUACAACUCGGACAUGGAUGAGUGUCAGGCCUGUAAUGAGUGUGAUGGAGAGCCCGUGACUUCACCUUGUACCUUCACCACAGACACCAUCUGCUCUGGCCCUGCUGCUGCUGCUGGCUACAGCGCCCUUUCUCUGUCCUGGAAUGGAGAUGUGAGGCUACCUGGCGCAAAAGGCCACGUCCUGGCUCACGCCUUCCCUAGCGUGCAGCUUCAGAUCCAGGGAAGAGGUGACGCAGGACUGCUGUCGGCUGAGGAUGGGCGCCUGGUGCUUAGGCAGCAUGGUCUCGUCUGGCUGGAUGAGAAUCUUUCUGUGAGCCACGGCUGUCGAAGCUUCAUCCAGUUGUGUCUGCGUAUGAACAACACAGAUGGCUCUGAGGGUCGCGACCUUAGUGGCUUUAGGGUUGAGCAGCGUGAGGGAAGGUCGCUGCAGAGCGUCAGCAUCAGCGGAGUAGCAGAGGUCGCCCCGGGUCAGAUGAUCUCCCUCUUCCUCCGGAGCGCCAGCCACCACUGUAACCAAAGCAACGAAGGUCUGCAGCUGUACGACCCUUCAGCAGCUCCGCUCAGUCUCCUCUGGCUCUCACAUGACACCGGGGCUGUUGCCAUGACAGCACAGGCCAUGGUGUCCGCACACUACCAUACAAACUAUCGGCCGGUGUUCCGCACCACCUCCACCUCUGACCCUUACGUGGUCGGGCUGACUCACGAUGGCCGUGGGAUCCGUUUUGCAGAAAGUGGCACCGUGCGCUUUGUAUUUCAGCAGGCGCUGUACUCCAUGGGCCAGGCGUGUGUGAGUGAGGGCUUCCAACUGUUGGCGUACCUUAACCGUAAUGGAACCGGCAUGGAGCUGUGCCGUACCUUCAAACCAGGCGUCCACUAUCGAGACACAUCCUUAUCUCUGUCUGGAGUGGCUAAAGUAGACUCUGGGGACACACUGGGCUUUGAGAUCCUCUCUCCUGCUCAGUGCAACGUGCGUUUCUUCGGCGACGAGACAGGCAUCAGUAUUCUCAGCUUGGUUUGGGUCCCUGCUGCUCUGUCUUCCUCUCUUUCUGCCUCCGUGUCUCACAUCGGCCUACCCUUAGGAGCAGUUCGAAACAAGCCGCUGUUCUUCCGCCAGACAAGCGCUCAGGUCACCCAAUUGGGGCUGCUGGGGAAGGGAUCCACAGAUCAGAGACAAGAUUUUGUGUUUAGGGAGAGGGGCACAGCCAGUGUGGCUCUGGAUCUCAAACUCAUUCACUCCUGCAACUUGGUCAAGGUGACUCUUCUAAGGCGAAGUGAUCCAGAAGGGUCAGUUGGAGGACGGGAGGCAGAGGGAGCGCGACCCGUCCCUCUGGCCCAGCAGGUGGGUGGUCAGAUGCCCGAGGGAAGCCAUUGGGCCAGUGUUAGCCUGCGGGCAUCCUUCCAGGUUAGUAACGGCACGGCAGUGUUCUUCACACUGGAUUGUGUACGUGGGCGAGUCAAUCAAAUCAGCUACCUAACAGGAAGUGGAGUGUCAAUCCUAUGGGUGGCAGCAUAACAUAAGACAGACAAAACAUGUUGUUUUUACAUGGUUUCCAGCUCAGUAGACCAGAUAUUAAGGCAUUUAUAUGAUGAUCUAGUUUUAUUGGUUUGAUUUUACAGGAAUAGUUAGACAUUUUGGGAAAGAUGCUCAUUUUGUUUCUUGUUGCAAGUUAAUUUAAUUUAAGUCAAAUUUGGCAUGUAUUUCAUACGCAUGAUCUUUUCCUAAAUCUAUCCAAGUAGUUUUGUUUCCCAAACCUAAAUGGUUUCCGUGGUGCCUGGCAUGUAAUUGUAAUA
Molecule: messenger RNA, 3309 nt
Organism: Etheostoma spectabile (orangethroat darter)
Lineage: Eukaryota; Metazoa; Chordata; Actinopteri; Perciformes; Percidae
Exons: 6
Coding region: 1040-3031 (663 amino acids)
Molecular function (GO): protein binding; calcium ion binding; heparin binding
Source: RefSeq, a predicted model, not a curated record